Zychaea mexicana is the source of this 4011-nucleotide messenger RNA. RefSeq lists its product as uncharacterized. Gene Ontology annotation, cellular component: mitochondrial DNA-directed RNA polymerase complex. NCBI's taxonomy places the organism in Eukaryota, Fungi, Mucoromycota, Mucoromycetes, Mucorales, Lichtheimiaceae. The coding region runs from base 1 to 4011 and encodes 1336 amino acids. The record is from RefSeq and is a predicted model, not a curated record. Gene Ontology annotation, biological process: mitochondrial transcription. The transcript has 6 exons. Gene Ontology annotation, molecular function: protein binding; DNA-directed RNA polymerase activity; mitochondrial promoter sequence-specific DNA binding.
AUGUCGUUGCCACUUGCAAGGCAACUGGCUGCUUCGACUCGCCAGAAAGUGUUACUGCCACGGCAUUGCAGUUCUUGUUGUUCACCACGACUCUCCUCCUUAACAACAACAACACUACAACGACACUAUGCCAGUGCUGCCACUGCCACCAUCGCAGAGGAAAAGAAUGGCAGUAGCGUCUUGUCACAACAACAACAACUACAGCCUGUCAUUCUACCGAAUCCAGCACUACAAGCUUUUCGUCACAAUGCCAGAGUUAUGCCGUCGACGAUCGCAGAACAGUUUGCUAUUUUGAAUGCCUGUAUUCGAUCAGGCGAUAUGGUUCGAGCUGAACGUAUCAUGAAAGAACUUCACCGAACAAAGACGGACGAAAUGAAGACAUUUGCCGAUCUACACAUUUACAAUACCUUCUUGAACGGCUUUGCAGAGUCACCGCUGGGUAUGGCGCACGAGUGUCUGAAUUGGUUGGAUAAUAUGAAGGCUUAUGGUUUGUCGCCGGAUGCCAAUUCUUAUGCCAUUGUGGCAAAGGCUUAUUUAAGGAACGAAGGGUUCAUGAGAGCCAGAGCAGUACUGCAAGAAAUGCAGGAGGAAAGUUCGAUCACUGUGCAAGAUGCCAUCAAGUCGGAAUUUCUUACCGAACACGAUGUGAAUCUAUUCCGAAAGAUCAUUACUGAAUCAUCAAGUCAUCAAUCUGGCGACGUUCAAAAAUUAUUAAAAGAAUUGGAUGAAGCCACACAAGGUGCUUUAGAAGGCAGCAGUAUUCCCAUGGAAAACGUUCGUCUUGCCGAAACGAGUGCAGCAACGCCGUUAGACUCAGAACCGAUCGUGGACAAUGUUCCUGAAGCUCGACCCACUAAAGCCGUUGGCGUGGCGUUUUUGCGAGAACAAUUGCAAGAUCUGCAGGACCCACAGAAGGUGGCCAAGAUGGAUCCCUAUGAACUGCAGCUGGGACUAGAACAACAAGGAUACGACGUGGCGAUGCAACGAUUGAUCCACAUGAAAGAAUCGAGUCGAGAGCGAGGCGAUACCCUAGCAGCCAUGAACCUGACGCCGCUCAAGAACAUCAUGUGGGAAUGGCACCAAAAGACAAUGCCACUGAUUGUAAAAGAAAUCGAACGAUGCGAAGAGGCGUCCACAGGCCGGGGCCAGGAGCGCAAGACCUAUGGACCGUUCCUCAAGCUGUUGAAACCCGAGACACUCACCAUGAUCACCAUGUUGGAGCUGUUGCGGUUACACAACUCGUCGGGCAUCGCAGAUGGUAUGAAGACAGCUCGUGCAGUCAUUGAUAUUGGCAAGGCCGUGGAAAUGGAAUACAAUGCGCUGCAGAUUAAAAAAUCUUCGGCUAAGCGUGCAGCAAAGAAUCACGAGGUACACAACUUGUUUGCCAGUGGCAAGCUGUUCAACAUGGCGGUGCGUCGUGCCCAUAUGGAUCUGAUGAAGCAACAGGACGCGGUGGGUGAGUUGGUCGAAUCGUCAGAAGGCGAUACCGGCUCGUUUUCAGGGGGUGAAUGGACGCCCGUUUGGCCCAGUACCAUUCGUGCCAAGGUCGGAAGUGUUUUGGCCAGUAUUUUUAUUGAUGCUGCCAAAAUUCCCGUGCCUAGCUUUGACCCAGAGACUGGAGAAAAGAUUAUCGAACAAAUCCCUGCAUUCUUCCACACCUAUCAAUACGUCAAGGGCAAGCGUGUGGGCAUCAUCAAGUUCUCUGACCCAUUGACGAAACUGCUUUCCAAGGAACCUGUUCGAGAUACGCUCCAUCCGCGUCUUUUACCCAUGAUUGUCCAUCCUCGGCCCUGGCUCUCAUACAACUCUGGCGGCUAUCUUUCUGCCAAAUCGUCCUGCAUGCGUAUCAAGGACUCGCCCGAACAACUUGUGUAUCUCCACAAGGCUUCCGAGCAAGAUCGUCUGAAUGCCGUCUUGGCUGGUUUGGAUGUGCUGGGCUCGACGCAGUGGCGUGUCAACAAGAACGUGUUUAACGUAGUGUUAGAAUCAUGGAACGCCGGAGAACCCAUUGCAGACAUCCCUCCUACCAUUGAAGAGUUUGCGCCACUGCCCCCCAAACCUGAAAAUUACGACACGGAUCCCAAGGCCAAGUUCAACUGGGUCAAUGCGGUCAAGGCGCAACAAACUGAGGAGAAGAACAAGCAUAGUUUGCGUUGUGAUGUCAACUACAAAGUAGAAACGGCUCGAGCGUUUUUGAACUUGCCCAUGUUCUUCCCUCACAACAUGGACUUCCGUGGUCGUGCAUACCCUAUUCCACCAACUUUGAACCAUCUUGGUAACGAUUUGUGUCGUGGUAUUUUGAUGUUUGGUGAAGCCAAGCCGCUGGGUGAGCGUGGUUGGGGAUGGUUAAAGAUCCAUCUGGCCAAUUUGUAUGGUUACGACAAGCACUCGUUCACUGAAAGAGAACAGUUUACGGUUGACAAUAUGCCCAACAUUCUCGACUCGGUUGAUAACCCAUUGACUGGCACACGAUGGUGGCUGCAAGCCGAAUCACCGUGGCAAUGUUUAGCGGCGUGUUUCGAAGUAGCCGCAGCACACCGUAGCGGUUCACCGACGGAAUUCAUGUCACAAAUCCCUAUCCAUCAAGAUGGCACCUGCAACGGUCUGCAGCAUUAUGCAGCCUUAGGAGGUGACAUGGCAGGUGCACAAGCUGUCAAUCUGGCACCAAGUGACCGACCGGCUGAUGUGUACACGGGUGUCGCUGAGAUGGUCAACAAACUGAUAGAAAAGGAAGCGGCCGAAGGCGAAGAAUAUGCACAGCAUCUUGUGGGCAAGAUUAGUCGCAAGGUGGUCAAACAGACAGUCAUGACCAACGUGUAUGGUGUGACAUUUAUCGGUGCACGACAACAGAUCAUUAGCAGAUUGCGUGAGCGCGACGAUAUCCCGCAAGAGUUGAUUUAUCAACUGUCUGGUUACCUUGCCAAGAAGGUAUUUGCUUCGCUCGGUGAAAUGUUUAAUGGCGCUCGCAAGAUUCAGGACUGGCUCACGGAUUCAGCGCGUCGGAUUGCCAAGAGUAUACCAGAAGAGGCGCUUCAUGAAGCUGGUAUCUUGGAGAAGCCUGCAUCUGUCAUUGCUGCUGAAGUAGAACAGCAACAACAAGAAGCAGCAGCAGCAGCCGCACCGAAAAAGAGAAGAGGCCGUGUUGCGCAGAAAAAGGUGUUUUCGGCACGGAAUCCAUCAGCAAAUCAAAUGACAUCUGUCAUCUGGACCACGCCACUUGGAUUGCCGAUUGUGCAGCCUUAUCGACGAGCGGGCAAGAAGCAAGUAGCUACGUUGCUCCAGACUGUAUUCAUCGAAGAUCCCGAAGCAUCACGGCCUGUCAAUGCGCUGAAACAAAGCACAGCGUUCCCACCCAACUUUAUUCACUCGCUCGACGCUACGCACAUGCUCAUGUCGGCUGUGGCCUGUCACGAAAAGGGCAUGACGUUUGCCUCUGUGCACGACAGUUACUGGACGCAUGCGUGCGACGUUGACGACAUGAACAAGGUGAUCCGUGACCAGUUUAUCGAACUGCACUCGCAGCCCAUCAUGGAGAACCUGUUUCAGGAAUUCCAGGAGCGAUACAAGCAUUACAAGGUGCCGGUCGUCAAAGACCUGAGCACGGGUAAGAGAAAGUCCAAGAAACCCAAGGCCGCCGCCGCAGCAGCAGCAGCAGCAGAAGAAGAAGAAGAAGCAGAAGCCAUUGUGUCUGGUGAAAAGUCGCAUGACAAGCUCGAGGCAUUUGGAUUCGCGGACCCCACGGUUGUGGAUGAAGAGCUGACAAAGGCCGAGGACGAAAAGAACGCAAUGGAUGCGCUGUUUGGUUUGGAUGACGGCGGCAACAACGACGACGAGGGUGCGGAUGUGUUGUUGGACGACGCUCUUGCGGAAGAGAUGCCAAAGACAGCAAAGAAAAAGUCGGCGGCUCGCAGGUACGACUACACCUGGGAAGACUUGGAACUGUUACCACUUCCAGAAAAGGGCAAGUUUGACAUCAACCAAGUCAAGGAAAGUGAUUACUUUUUCCACUAG